AAUAAAAAUAAAAAAAUCCAGCCAAGCAUUGAUGGACCAAUUACAAUGGAGGAUUAGGUAACCAAUCACGAAUCACGUUGUUGCGACGUCCAGUACGACUGCGCACGCUGGCAUGAGAGAAACAAAAAACAUAUUUAUCAACUUUCUAAACCGAUUCAAGCAUGGACGCUCAAAAAGAUGUGCAACCCCCCAAGCAACAGCCUAUGAUCUACAUAUGUGGGGAAUGCCACACUGAAAAUGAAAUUAAGGCUCGUGAUCCAAUCAGAUGCAGAGAGUGUGGAUACAGAAUCAUGUACAAGAAGAGAACAAAGAGAUUGGUUGUGUUUGACGCGCGGUGAAGUGGACGACUACAACUUUGACUCAUUUUUGUUCUGUUAGUGUUUAGUGUGUCACAGUGUUGCACCAAGUCACCAACACUUCAUAUUCUUUCUAGGAAAUCCCACAGGCUUGGGAAGCAGUGCCAGUAUGGGUGCCCAGUUGGUUGAUUAUGUUCCUGCAACUGUAAUCAAUGAUAGAUAUGGUUUAUAAAAUACAUCCUGAUUGA
Molecule: messenger RNA, 544 nt
Organism: Oncorhynchus keta (chum salmon)
Lineage: Eukaryota; Metazoa; Chordata; Actinopteri; Salmoniformes; Salmonidae
Product: DNA-directed RNA polymerases I, II, and III subunit RPABC4
Exons: 4
Coding region: 162-338 (58 amino acids)
Biological process (GO): DNA-templated transcription
Cellular component (GO): RNA polymerase I complex; RNA polymerase III complex; RNA polymerase II, core complex
Molecular function (GO): DNA-directed RNA polymerase activity; zinc ion binding; DNA binding
Source: RefSeq, a predicted model, not a curated record